Messenger RNA from Penicilliopsis zonata CBS 506.65, 964 nucleotides. RefSeq lists its product as hypothetical. Bases 96 to 701 code for a protein of 201 amino acids. The record is from RefSeq and is a predicted model, not a curated record. The transcript has 3 exons. NCBI's taxonomy places the organism in Eukaryota, Fungi, Ascomycota, Eurotiomycetes, Eurotiales, Aspergillaceae.
GAAGACAUACUAGCCAAGAGCUCCCACGGCCGAAGUCCCUUCUCUCUCUACUCAGUCAAUUGCAUCUCCUUCACCAGUCACCAGCUCCCAGCACCAUGGUUCUUCCACGUCCUAGCGUCUUCCGCACCUUCACGGUCUCCCGGACUCUCAGAUCGGCGACUGUUCGUCGGACGGUGCAGCAACAGAUUGGUCGACGGACCUAUGCGCAGGCACAUGAAGUGAAGAAAUCCAGUGAUCUCCCAUGGCUCCUGGCCUCGGUAGGCAUCGGUGGCCCUGCCAUCUUCUAUAUCUGGCAGAGCGGACCGACGAAAAAACCGCACCAUGAUGCUCAUCAUGAGGAACAUAAUGCAGAGCAUGAGAAGGACGACGGAGAGGCUGUAGCGGAAGCUAAGGCUGAGGAGACCCCUUCCGAAGACACCAAGACCGACGAGACUCCGUCAGAAGACACAAAGGACUCGGAAGACUCUAAGAAGUCUUCGGAUGGAGCCCAGGAGAAGCAGCCACAGGAGGAAUCUCAAGAGAAGCAAGAAAAGGAGGAAUCUCAGAAGCAAGAAAAGAAGGAAGAUUCCAAGGAAGAUUCCAAGGAAGAUACUCCGGCAGAUGCUCCGGCAGAGUCCCAGGCGGAACCCAAGGAAGCUCAAGAGCCCCAGGAAUCCCAGAAAGAGGCCGAAAAGCCAGCCAGCGAAUCCUCUUCUGAGUAGGAGACGAGCAUGACUCCUAUACAUUUGAUUAUAUAUGACCCCGUCAGCAAAAACGAAAUUCAGUACACAUCUAUCUAUACAUUGAUAGCUGAAUAAAUACAUGGUUCAAUCCGUCAAGCUCUGCUCUUCUAUACGUAAAUACAGGUUUCUCAUCAACCCCAUAAAUCAACAACUUCCCCUCUGGUCAUAAGUCACCGCCAAAAAAAAAAAUAAUAAAAAGAAGCGCGUGUUGUUGCGACUUGAGAAACUCCGGCAGAAUCACG